UCUUUUAUAAUGUAUAAUCCGGACGACCCGCGUCCAUUAAGUGAAUUUGGCAUAAAUACUAUGCCGACUGUUGACGCCGGGACACCUCUAUUCGAUAUCCUCAAUACAUUCCAAGAAGGUCGAAGUCAUAUGGCCAUUGUUGUGAAAGGAGAGCAAUCAAUCCCAAUUGGUAUUAUCACGUUGGAAGACGUUUUAGAGGAACUUAUCCAAGAAGAGAUUUAUGAUGAAUCAGAUAAACGUGUCGGAUUGGCUGUAAAACUGGAAACGGGCGAUCAAUUAAUCUUAGCAUCUAAAAAAAGACGUACUAACACAUCAAAUCAAAACGUCAUUCUGAAAAAUAAAUUCAAAAGCUCAUCAAGAAAUAAUACUGAUCUACCGUCAUCGUUUAAGACCGGAAAUGGAUUUGGCAUUCCAGAUGCAAAUAUUCAUUCCGAUGAUCUGAUAGUAUUUGAUGAGCCUACUGAGCCUACUGGGUCUAGCCAACGGGUGGUCUAA
Messenger RNA from Acaulospora morrowiae, 495 nucleotides. Lineage: Eukaryota; Fungi; Glomeromycota; Glomeromycetes; Diversisporales; Acaulosporaceae. The record is from the annotation of a GenBank genome assembly.